AUGGGUGUGACUUCUCAGGCCCUUGCCUAUGGCCUGGAGAUUCACCCAGGUACUGCGCAGCCGGAAGCAUAUAACAGCACCUCCUCAGAACUCAACCUGUCCCACCCGAUCCAUGGAACUGCCCUUGGGAACCAGACUGGUGAUCUCUCAGAGCACCAGCAAUAUGUGAUUGGCCUUUUCCUCUCAUGUCUCUACACCAUUUUCCUCUUCCCCAUUGGUUUUGUGGGGAACAUUCUGAUAUUGGUGGUGAACAUCAGUUUCCGUGAAAAGAUGACAAUCCCAGACUUGUACUUCAUCAACCUGGCGGCAGCGGACCUCAUCCUGGUGGCUGACUCCCUGAUCGAAGUGUUCAACCUGGACGAGCAGUACUACGACAUCGCUGUCCUAUGCACCUUCAUGUCCCUCUUCUUGCAGAUCAACAUGUACAGCAGUGUCUUCUUCCUCACCUGGAUGAGCUUUGAUCGGUACAUCGCCUUGGCCAGAGCUAUGCGCUCCAGUCUGUUCCGCACGAAGCACCACGCCAGGCUGAGCUGUGGCCUCAUCUGGAUGGCUUCUGUCUCCGCCACCCUGGUACCCUUCACCAUCGUCCACCUGCAGCACACCGAGGAGGUCUGCUUCUGUUUUGCAGAUGUCAAGGAGAUCCAGUGGCUUGAGGUCACCCUGGGGUUUAUCAUCCCCUUUGCCAUCAUAGGUCUCUGCUACUCCCUCAUAGUCCGAGUUCUCAUCAAAGCUCACAAGCACCGAGGUCUGCGUCCCCGAAGGCAGAAAGCCCUCCGGAUGAUCUUUGCAGUGGUCCUUGUCUUCUUCAUCUGCUGGCUGCCAGAGAAUGUCUUCAUCAGCGUUCACCUCCUGCAGAGGACACAGCCAGGGGCUGCUCCCUGCAAACAGUCUUUUCACCACGCCUACCCCUUAACUGGCCAUAUUGUCAAUCUCGCAGCGUUCUCCAAUAGCUGCCUGAACCCCCUUAUCUACAGCUUUCUUGGGGAAACUUUCAGGGACAAGCUGAGGCUGUAUAUUGAACAGAAAACAAACUUGCCAGCUCUGAAUCGCUUCUGUCACGCUGCCCUAAAGGCAGUCAUUCCAGACAGCACCGAACAGUCGGAUGUUAAGUUCAACAGUGCAGUGUGAAAAGCCUCACAGACACAGACCCAAAUGUGGUGCUACUCACAGGAACUGCACACACCUACAGCAAGGGGCAAGGUGGGCAGAAAGGAUGGGCCACGUCAUGUUUCUAAACCUCAGUCAGAACACUGCUAUGGACUCCUCAGUGCCUCGGUUAUGGUCAUACUUGCUUGGUCGCCCUUGGGGCUGUUAAGGAAACCUCAUCACAAGCCCUUCUUGAUUCUGCACUGCUCACAUAGACUUGCUACUAUUCAAAAAUGCUCGCCACUGCAGGUCAUGUAACUCCAGUAGGCUUCUCUCUGCACACAUUGUAUCUUGCAGCAGAAAAUGAUUCUGAAGUUGUUAAUCAACCAAAGCCAAAAGACAGGGGGCACUUUGGAUGAAAUAUCUUAGUUACAAAGUAAAUCUUCAACAAAUCUGCUAUCUUGGAGAAAAAAGGAAGUAUGGAGAUAGAAUAUGCUCAGCUGAUCUAAGCAAGAUAUGGUGGUAUGUUUUCCACAUCUGUGAUUUAUAAUUCACUAUGUACAAGCAAAUGAGUGUACCGUAAGUUAAAAAGGAAAAGAAAAAAGCACUUCUCUUGCAUGCACCUGAGCAUUCCUCAUCUCUCAGAAUGGCACCAAAUGCAUUGCUGCAACCUUGCCCAUACCAUGUGAGCAACACCUGGGUAACUCAGUCUGCAUUAGUUAAGAAGGUUCUUUAAUGAAAUACCUAUCCGCCUGCUCUGAGAUACUGAUUUAGUCACUGUACUUGUUUACAAUAGUCUUUGCAAUUAUGUUAAUGUGGAAUGAGACUGUGAGAGUUGCCGUGCAGUUUAGUGGGAUGCCAAAAUGAAAUACUCCAGCAGGUAUGGCUCAAGAAUUUGCCUCUACAAAAAUAAUAGUGGGAACAAUGUAAACAAUCCUCAUUAAAAAGUUAAAAAAAGAAAAGAAAAAAACUAAUGAUUGCUGGUAAUGUUCAGCCUUUGUCAAUAAAAUAUAGCCAUGUGCUGAUUCUUCUAAAUGCUCUAAGUAGUUCCCUAAGUGGGGUGAGGAGUGGGCAAACAGUGGGAAGCUCUCAGAAAGAGCCACAGCACCAGAAUCGCUCCUUCCUCACAAAGAAAAAAUACCUCCAUAGCUUCACAAAGUUCACUUACCAUCCAGAGAACUCUCUUAUGAGGCCAACAUCUAAAUCCAGCCAACCGGCCAUAACCUGGCACUUCUAAGGAUAUCCAGAAAACUGUAGUCUGACACUUCUGCUGCAUAAUCUUUGGGUAACAAAACAUGUUUUAUUACAAAUGCAAAAGGCAGGUCUCAGCCUUGUCCAACAGACUGCACCACACAACCUCGCUUUUCUAGAAGGCUCUACGUUGUAAGCCAAGCCAUGGUGCUCUGCAGCAGCACAGAGCACUUUCAGAGCAGCCGGCUGGGAGGGCUCCCUAGUCCCACUCUAAUACAAGAUGAGGUCUGGUUUUCAUUUCUGCUUCCCAGUCUUUCUGCCCCACCACUCUGGCAGCCGGCCCAUCUCCACAGGGCCCACCUCCCGACGACCUGCUGAUCUGACUAAUCAACU
Galeopterus variegatus (Sunda flying lemur) is the source of this 2670-nucleotide messenger RNA. It is a transcript of the gene GPER1, whose product is annotated as G protein-coupled estrogen receptor 1. Gene Ontology annotation, cellular component: membrane. The record is from RefSeq and is a predicted model, not a curated record. The transcript has a single exon. Gene Ontology annotation, biological process: G protein-coupled receptor signaling pathway. Gene Ontology annotation, molecular function: G protein-coupled receptor activity. NCBI's taxonomy places the organism in Eukaryota, Metazoa, Chordata, Mammalia, Dermoptera, Cynocephalidae. Bases 1 to 1128 code for a protein of 375 amino acids.